GAGAGAGAGAGAGAGAGAGAGAGAGAGAGAGGUGUCGCUGGUUACUACCAGUCGUCUUCACCAAGGCAAACCAAUUUAGCGGUCGAAAAGGAGGCAGCUCGGGCCACGCAACCUCUUUCUUUGUCGAUUCCUCUCUUCACUUUCCCCUUUUCUCCAUUCUCAAUACUGUUCUAUUUAAAUGAAUAGAUCACUCCUCAUAUCCAUCAUUGUCUUCAGUCUCGUCCUCAUAAUUCAAUCAUUCCUCGGCAAUGGGUUCUCUUGCGGCCCUGGCGAAGAUGAAGGAAGUCAUCAAAUUAGAGAGAGAGUCAGUGAUCCCAAUCCUCAAACUCAAGCUUGUGAUGAAGCUCUCCUACCUUAUAGAGCAACCUGCAGAUAGAACAGAUUUCAUGAAGUUGUGCAAACGAAUGGAGUACACUAUCCGGGCUUGGUAUCUACUGCAGUUUGAGGAUCUCAUGCAACUUUAUACCUUAUUCAACCCUGUUAACGGUGCUGAGAAAUUGGAGCAACAAAACUUGCGCUCAGAUGAGAUUGAUGUUCUUGAGCAGAACUUCCUAAGAUUCUUCUUUAAGGUAAUGGAAAAGAGCAAUUUCAAAGUGGUCACAAAUGAGGAGAUGGAUGUAGCACACCAUGGGCAGUAUCUCCUAAAUCUUCCUAUCAGAGUGGAUGAAUCAAAGUUGGACAAAAAUCUUUUCUCAAGGUAUUUCAAAGAGCAUCCCCAGGAAAAUCUCCCUGAAUUUUCUGACAAGUACGUAGUCUUUCGGCGAGGUAUUGGUAUUGACAGAACAACGGAUUACUUCUUCAUGGAAAAAUUGGAUAUGCUUAUAGCACGUUUUUGGCAAUGGAUUCUUAGAGCUUCUAAGUUGGAAAAGUUUUUGUCCAGAAAGACAAUCAUGAGGCGAAGGACAGAUUCACAGAAAGCUGAUGAAACAAUUGGAGAAACAGAAUUGCAGGACUUAUAUGUGGAACGCAUCCAGCUUAAAAAGAUGGAGCUAAAUAUGCAAAAUUUGGUCGGAAAGAUUACAAUCCAGGAACCAACUUUUGAUAGGAUGAUUGUUGUCUACAGGAGAGCCAGCAGUGAUGACAAGAAAGACAGAGGAAUCUAUGUUAAACAUUUUAAGAGCAUUCCUAUGGCUGAUAUGGAGCUAGUUUUGCCUGAAAAGAUGAAUCCAAGCCUGACCCCAAUGGAUUGGGUUAAAUUCCUGAGUUCUGUUGUCAUUGGACUUGUAACUCUGGUUAGCUCUCUUGAAAUGCCCAAAUCUGACAUUUGGGUUGUUAUAGCCAUCCUUUCUGGUGUUAUUGGCUAUUGUGCAAAGAUUUAUUUUUCGUUUCAACAAAACUUGGUAACUUAUCAAAAUUUAAUAACACAAUCGAUGUAUGACAAGCAACUUGAUAGCGGAAGAGGCACGCUUCUACACUUGUGCGAUGAUGUAAUUCAACAGGAAGUUAAAGAAGUGAUAGUGUCUUACUUUAUAUUGAUGGAGCAAGGGAAGGCAACAAUUCAAGAUCUCGAUUUUAGAUGUGAAGAACUCAUCAAGGAUGAGUUUGGUGUUCAAUGCAAUUUUGAUGUGGUAGAUGCUGUUCAAAAGCUGGAGAAGCUUGGACUGGUAACUCGAGACACGAUUGGAAGAAUUAUGUGUGUUCCUCUGAGACGGGCCAAUGAUAUAAUAGGGAUCACCACAGAAGAACUAGUAUUGAAAGCAAGACGAACUCCAGCGGCUUGAGCUUAAGUCUACCAGGGCUUCUGUAAACUGUGUCAGGUUUCUGAAGUUGAAGCAUAGUUUCUCCAAGGUCCUUUUCUCCUUUACUCAAAAUUCUUUCAUUAAUUGCCCUGUAAUAAUGGAUUCUUUCCUUUUCUUUUUCCCUUGUGCUCUUCACAUUCUUUUUUUCUUUGUUUCAUCUUAGCUUUCAUGUAUAGUGAAUCCCCAACCUGUAAAUUUUAUUCUCUCGCGGUUACAUAAUAAUUUUAUUUCAGCUUACCUGCAAUUCAUAUCUAGCUAGGACCACCAUCAUCUCAUCCUAAUGUUUGUAUCAAACGAAGGAAACAAGGUAAAUGUAUAUGGAAUGCGUAGCUUGAUUAUGAAACUAAAAUCAUGGUUUGUAAGACUGUAAA
Molecule: messenger RNA, 2110 nt
Organism: Dendrobium catenatum
Lineage: Eukaryota; Viridiplantae; Streptophyta; Magnoliopsida; Asparagales; Orchidaceae
Exons: 16
Coding region: 249-1721 (490 amino acids)
Source: RefSeq, a predicted model, not a curated record